CCAUAGCCCCCUUUCCUUGUCUGAGUCUUUUCCAGCAUGUGCAACGCUUAGCACAGUCCAUGUGCGCCUUUCCAGCGAGGCAGAGGGCAUGUCAAAGGAGGACAGGUCCUCGGAGAACAAGUCCACCAAAGAUGCCGUGGACGACGUUACCCUUCGAGUGCACCAGACGAUCCAGAAUGCUGGAGCUGAUGCGAGAGGGACCUUGGCCCCUGCACCGCACAACCCGACAAUGCGGGCACUGUUGGAGCGGUACACACAAAGUCACACACUCACCGAGCGCGAUGAAGACGGAGAACAUCCUCUCUUCCCACAGAGUCGCUCUCGUGGACGUGCUGAGCAAAGACCCGGGCACGUUCCAGGUGGAGCAGAUGGGCUGGUGCUGGCCAAGGAGACGCACGCAAGCUCGAGAGAACAGAAUCUCAUUUCUCGGGUCCUUCACAAGAUCGACACGGAGAAGUUGACACAGGUAAAGGAAGUCUUCAUGAAGAUGGACAAUGCUCUCACAAGCAAGGACUUUGUGGAUUUGCUCCUGCCAAAUGUGAGGAGCAUGGAAGGUGGUGAGGAGCAGGUUGUUGCCGCACUGCAGCUCGUGCACGAAAGGAUUGGACAAGGUGUGAAAGGAGAAGAGGAGGAGGAAAAGGAAAUCAAAGAGACGACGCAGGAGGAUGCUGCGAAUCCAGCCUUUAUGACAGAGGCCCAAAUUGAGGAUGAGGCACAGAAGUUGGUCUCUUGGGAAGUCUUCGCGAAGCUACUGCUACAAGAAGGCGUCGUUGAAAAUGUUGUCAGCGGCUUCAACUUGACGCAGGUGCUCAGCGUCAUCGACUUGGAAAAGAUCACACCCUUGCAAGCGAUAUUCGAGCAAAAGGGCGAAGUUGACCUGGAGAACUUCGUGGUCAUCAUGAAAGGGCAAUUCCAACAGGUCUUUGAAUUAAUCGACCUCUUCGAGCUCUAUGAAGAUGAACGCAAAAUCAUCAGCCAACUCGUCAACCUCUUUGAUGCAAUUGAUGUUGAUUGCAACGGAAGCAUGACUUGGGAGGAAUUCACUGCCUUCUUGGUGGAUCAAGGUAUGGCGGAGGAUGUGCCACAACAGUACAACAUCAUCCGUUUCAGCCAGUCUCCUCUGAAAGACGGCAAUGGGCACCAAUCGCACUGUGAGAAGGUUGUUUAUCUCAAAGGCUAUGACAAGAUCGCCUUCGUAGAGCAGGGCAGCAAGUGCUUGAAAUUGUGCAGCCCUGAUAUGCAGCCCUACUUGGACAUCAGAGACUUCACACAGACUCCGCUGUGCGCAGAGUUUGUUGAGAAGUACAACUGGGUGGCAGUUUCCUGCUCCGAUUUGUCCUUGUCAUUCUUUGAUGUGGACAACUCCUUAAAGCUGGUCAGGCGCGUGGAGACCAAAACUGCACAGCUGGUUCUUUGCUGGUGCCAGGCUGCAGAAGUCUUGUUCAGCGCAGACCAUGAGGGAAGGAUAUUGUCGUGGAACAUGCACAAGGUGAAAUUUGGAGCAUUUGAUCCGGAAACGAAUGAAGAGAAGCGAGAUCCGACUUGGCGGGACUUCAUGAAGGAUGAAAUCUUCAAACAAGAUCCGCCGAUGCGACACAUUAGCAUUGAGAUGCAACGUGAGGGAGCGCAGAUCCGCAGAAAGGUGAAGGGCAAGGCCAAGGUUCUCACUGACAGCAGCCAGGAUGACUUCAUGGGAGAUGGCAGGAUGGACUUCGGGCGCGAGGGAAACGAGAACCGGAGAAGAGCACGGGCUAAAGCAAAGGUGACGCCCAGAUACAAUGGAGAGAAUAUCGUCAUGCAGUUGCUUGAGCUUCCAGUGCUUCAACAAAUGGCCUCCUGCGGGGUUGAUGGAAAUGUGAUGACGUGGGACGUCUUCACGGGCAUGAGGAAGCGAACACUUCGGGGCCAUGAGAUGGGUGUCCGGUGCAUGGCCUUUGCGACUUCGACAAAGGUCCUGGUCACGGGUGGUUAUGACUACAAUCUCUUCGUCUGGAACCCCUAUGUGGGUAAGUCCAUCCACACGAUCCAUGGCCACUCAGCUCCCAUUGUGGGCAUAGAAGUGCUUGGAGCCUCUUCAAACCAGGUGGUGAGCGCAGAUUCUGAAGGUUUUGUGAAGACCUGGGAUCUUGGAACCUACCAGAUGAUCCAAUCCUUUGUCGUGGAUGAGAUCACGAUUCUGCGUGCCUUUGUUUCCAUCCCCAGUUCAAAGAGGGUCAUUGCCGUGGAUAGAGAGUUCGUUGCCUUUGACUACCAGAAUACAGGGAUUGCGGACCAAACUGAAGAAGAGCCCCUGAUCAAGGUCUUCUACAAUGAGCGACUGAAGGUUUUUGUGAGUGGUACGAUAAAUGCAGUGAAGAUUUGGGAUGCAGUGACUGGCGCAAUCAAGGUGGUGAUCACGCACAAGGAUGCUGAGAUCACUGAUUUCUGUUUUGAUGACAGGGGGCGAAAGCUCUUCGUGUCAGAUCACCUUGGGAAAAUCCAUGUCUACCAUUCCUCAACUGGCUGUUUGGUGAAGAAGCUCACCAAUCAUGCCAAAGAGGUAUCAGGCAUGAUAUAUUGUCAAGGGGACAAGAAUAUCAUCACUGUGUCUUGGGACCGCUCUAUCAUGGUUCACGAUGAGUCAAACAAGACGGAAGUGGUCCAUCGAAGGGCUACUAAUUCUCACAAGGGCGACAUCACCUGUGUGGCUUACAGUCGCCACUUGGGACUGAUCGCGACUGGAUCUACAGAUUGCGUGAUUGCAGUUCGAGAGUACUUGAAACUCCGAAUUCUGGCAUGCCUUCUCGGUCAUAAAACAGAUGUCACGGCAUUGGCAUUUGUGGAGCCGUAUCCUUUGUUGGUUUCUGCCGAUUUCGGUGGAAACGUGGCAGUCUGGGCUCUGCCGACCAUCUCAGGAAAGGACCACAAGUUUGCCAACAAAGUUCUGACACGCUUUAUCAAUAUGCAGUCCUUGGAGAGCUCUGCUUCGGUAAACUGCCUGGAUCCAGUGUGUACACCAAUCAACGACCAUGAGCACUCCUUCAUGCUGUACACCGGUGAUGAGGACGGAGAAGUGCGAUCUUGGGACUUGUCCGCUCUGUUGCCUGCUGCUGGAAUUCAGAAAUGCCCUCCGAUUCCAGAUGCAGAGUGGGAUCCAUACAAAAGGGUGGAGAACGACGCAUCGCACACAGCAGAGACUGUGGCACGGAAAGCUGCUGAAGUGCCAGAGUUGCAAGCACAAAUGGAUCAGCCGUUGGUGCGGCAAGGCAUUUCCUGGAAAGCUCACAGCGAUAGCCUGCGGACGUUGAAGGUCUACAGCAACCCACCGUGUGUGGUGACCGCUGGUUUCGACGGUAUGGCCAAGAUUUGGACCCGAGAAGGAAAGCUGAUGUCGGUGCUUCGAGCCUACGGGCAGACCAUUUGGGAUUUCCCAGUGGAGGCCACAGACCCCUGUGUACCACUGGAGACACAGAAUUGGUUACUGCAGAAGGUUCAUGAAGCGUCCGAGGAGAAGCCAGUCGAUGGGGCAAGAGAGUCCAUCACCAACGGAUAUCAAAAAGGAACUCAUGGCAACAAGCACUUCGUGUGAGGGCAAAAGGCGGAACAAGGUGUAAGGUGGAUGCUUCUGACCGAGUCUCGAUUUUAAAGGGCAACUCGGGACAUGCAUUUGGUGAAAACAAGCUGUGGCUGUUUCACUCAGCAACGACCAACAUUAUCUGGUACAUAGGACCAGGAGGCUUCCAUGUGUCCGUCUGAAACGAUUGACGGUGCCGUGAAAGAAUCAUGGCUGGGAAGCGCCUGGGCUUGGUGGACCCACGUGGAUCCUGCGAGAGUCCAA
Durusdinium trenchii is the source of this 3817-nucleotide messenger RNA. Lineage: Eukaryota; Dinophyceae; Suessiales; Symbiodiniaceae. The record is from the annotation of a GenBank genome assembly.